GACUCAUAAACACACAGACUUUACACUGACAUUCUAAAGAAGCUGAGACACAGCUUAGGUGGACAUUUACGUGCUGGUGGUGUAUUCAGGUAGCUUUUACCUGCUGGUGGUGUAUUCAGGUGGCUUUUACCUGCUGGUGGUGUAUUCAGGUGGAUAUUUACCUGCUGGUGAUGCAUUCAGGUGGAUAUUUACCUGCUGGUGGUGUAUUCAGGUGGCUUUUACCAGCUGGUGGUGUAUUCAGGUAAAUAUUUACCUGCUGGUGGUGUAUUCAGGUGGCUUUUACCUGCUGGUGGUGUAUUCAGGUGGCUUUUACCUGCUGAUUGUGUAUUCAGGUGGAUAUUUACCUGCUGGUGGUGUAUUCAGGUGGGUGUUACCUGCUGGUGGUGUAUUCAGGUGGAUAUUUACCUGCUGGUGGUGUAUUCAGGUGGGUGUUACCUGCUGGUGGUGUAUUCAGGUGGAUCUUACCUGUUGAACCUUACCCCAAGAGAGAAGUCACUCCAUUCGGCACUCUGAUCUACGCUCUUUCUAUCACAUUGGACUUUGUGCACAAUAUACUAGUACAUUUGUCAGAGACAGUGAAUCCGACCUAAACCCCCAGAGAGCAAGCAGAGAUGACAGAGGCAAGGGAUAGGUAGAUACUCAAAAGAGACUGGUAGAAACCUUGAGAGGUACCAGACUGCAGCGACCAACUGGACCAAUGGUCUCUAGAUUUUUGGAAAUGGCGCUGUGGAGACGGACAAAGGCUGGCAAUGAGGAGUGUAACCGCGCUGUCCUGGUCGCAGUGUCGAACUUUGACCACGGUGUACCACUGUGCAGGAGGCCGGGGGCAGAGAAAGACGCCAAAAGACUCCACCGUACACUGACCAGACUGGGAUACAGAGUGGACAUACACACUGACCUCACCUCUCAUGAGAUGUACACACUCUUCAAGACAGAGAGCGAGCGGCCGGUGAAGGAGUGUUUCCUGGCAGUGCUGUCGUCUCACGGGGAGGAGGGCUGUGUGUUCGGGGCGGACGGAAGGCCGGUUAGACUGUCCCACAUCUUCUCCUGCUUCAACAACUCACACAUGGAGGGAAAGACCAAAAUGUUCUUUAUCCAGGCGUGCCGUGGGGGUGAGCUGGAUGAUGGGGUGACAGUGGAGACGGAUUCAGCAGGAAGUGAUGUCACUGAGGACACUCUGUCUCAGUACCUGUCCAUCCCCAUGGAUACAGCGGUGAUGUACGCCACCACGCCAGGUUACGGGGCCUUCAUGCACCCUCUGGGGGCUGUCUUCCUCCAGACACUCUGCAUCCUAUUGGAGGAGGAAGGGGGCAGGGCCUUGGAGCUGACACGCCUCCUGACACGCCUCUCCCACCGUGUAGCCUUUGGCUUCCAGGCCAAAGGUCGUCUACUGGGGGGGAAGAAGGAAAUGCCUUGCUUCGUAUCGCGACUGACCAGAGAGGUGUUCCCAUUCGCCGAGCGCGGGAAGGAGGGCGGGGCCAAUGGGCUUUCUGCAACGACAUUGGUCAACCCAGAGUACAACAGACCUCGCAAACCAUCUAUAAGCUAAACCCAAAGUCUUUGUGAGAUCUAAAGACACUUGUCGCUCACAGAUUGAUAGGGUAGACUUGCUCUGUCAGCUACAUUAGUACAGAUGAUUUUCAAUGUGUUGUUAGCCAGAGGGUUGUGAGUUCGUGCAAAGGUUGGGACAGAAUUUCCACUCUGUUACUUGUGUGCAUGUUCGUGUGCAUAAUAGAAACAGAACAUUGUGAAGAUCAGAUAUCUGGAUAAAGGAACAGAUCUGGAGGUGUUGAUGGUUUCACCACAGAGUAGAUGAUUAUGGCGUCUUCCUUUACAGACAACUGAUGCAUCUUCAAAUAUUAUAGAUAAUGAACGGUAUACUAUGUUACUUGAGUCUAUUUCUUUAAUUCAAAUGGCAACCUAUGGCUAAGCUUCUGCUUCUAUUUGAAACCAUUAAAUGUAAGUUGAACACGCAUGCUCAAUGUUGAGUGUGUUAAAAACGACUUUGCGUGUGACAAUAUCUUUUUUCAUUCAUUGCUUUGAUAAAUAUAAUGUUCAAGGUGUUUUUAGUAUUUUAACUGAGACAAUACAUGACUGUAUUCCUAAGUUGUAGCGCUCUGACUGGUACAGUGAGAUGGAGAGUAAGUUGAAGAAGACACAGCUUCACCAGUCCAGGUAGACUAAAAGAUUAAAGUCACACUAUAGUCUCCUUUUCAUCUCAUUUACUUAAACAAAAGAAACAUCUCAAUAAGUGGCCCAGGUAUCCUCAUGACAUGGCACAAGUGGGGUUCUCUAUUUCUCAACUAUUGUUCCCGCAAGUAUGGGUGAGUCCAUCAGACCAACUCCUUGAAUGGCUGACUCCAAGAAGUUUGAACUUGUGUAAUUUUUUGUUGUUGCUAAAAACGUGUUAUUUUUUACCCUUAAGUGCGUGUAUAUUACUGUAUAAGUGGGAUAUUGUUUUUCCAACUGUAAAAGUAAAAAGAUUGCUGGA
Salvelinus fontinalis (brook trout) is the source of this 2491-nucleotide messenger RNA. RefSeq names its product caspase-7-like. Bases 698 to 1549 code for a protein of 283 amino acids. Gene Ontology annotation, molecular function: cysteine-type endopeptidase activity. The record is from RefSeq and is a predicted model, not a curated record. Gene Ontology annotation, biological process: proteolysis. The transcript has 3 exons. Lineage: Eukaryota; Metazoa; Chordata; Actinopteri; Salmoniformes; Salmonidae.